Molecule: messenger RNA, 2316 nt
Organism: Trichophyton verrucosum HKI 0517
Lineage: Eukaryota; Fungi; Ascomycota; Eurotiomycetes; Onygenales; Arthrodermataceae
Exons: 7
Coding region: 1-2316 (771 amino acids)
Biological process (GO): intracellular protein transport; exocytosis; Golgi to plasma membrane transport
Cellular component (GO): exocyst; membrane
Source: RefSeq, a predicted model, not a curated record
AUGCCUGCCCAAAUAUCGCAUCGUAAUGACCUCUCCUCCGUCCUGAACCAGAUCGUCCUAUCCUCCUCAGACACUGACUACCUCGACCAACUCAUUCCUUCUAUCCGCGAAUAUAGCCAUGGAAACCGAACCACACAGCUCCUACACUCCCUUACCAAAUUCGCAGACGACCGGGAAGCGAAAAUUGAAAGCAUAUGCAACUCGACACACCAAGACUUUGUCUCUUCGGUCAACCAACUCCUUCAAGUCCGUGAGGGUACCGUCAACCUCACCCAAGAGAUUCUCGGCCUCAACCAAUCCAUCCUCGCCAGCACAAAGCGCCUAGCCGAACAAAAGAAGGCCCUGGUUGAAUCGCGCAGUCAUCGCCAGAAUAUUGACGAAACCUCUAAGGCCCUGCAGGAUUGUUUGGAGGUUCUCCGUCUCGCAAAUCAAGUUCACGAACUACUUGCUAAGAAGAACCAUUAUGCCGCGCUCAGAGCUCUGGAUGAGUUGCAGAAUGUUUAUCUCAAGGGCGUCACGCAGUAUAAGAUUGCAGAAGUUAUACAGCGAUCCGUGCCAAUGACGCAGAAGGCGAUUGCGGAUGCAGUCAUGGACGAUUUGAAUACGUGGUUAUACCGCAUUCGUGAAAUGUCGCAGUAUCUGGGUGAACUAUCACUAUUCCACACGGAUAAGCGAAAGGAGAGGCUAGCAGAGCGUAGUGAGAAGAUACCCUACCUGUCGCGGUUUAAACUUAAUUUAGCUAUAGAACUAGUGUCUGAUGAGAUGGAGGAGUUUGAUUUACUUUAUAAUGACGACCUGCAAGUGGACUUCUCGCCCUUGCUCGAGUGUAUGCAUAUACACCAGUCCCUUGGCCAGAUGGACAAGUUCCAGGUUGAGUAUGCGACGACAAGAAGACAGCAAAAGGAUCUCCUGCUGCCUACUUCCAUCACUUUACUGUCAGAAGACGGCUCGAGUCUGCAUACUUUACUGGAAGAGAUUGCUGGCUUUGCCUUGGUUGAGCGAGCCACAAUGAAGAGAGUCCCUGAGUUGAGGUCUCCUGUAGAUGUUGAAGAAUUAUGGGACUCAAUGUCUCAGACUGCCGUCGGAUUGAUUUCAAAGGCGCUGCCGACAGUUGAUAACUCGGAGGAUAUCCUUAAGAUAAAGAAUCUCAUUACUCUUUUUAUGCAAACCAUGAGCUUUGUUUUCAAGUCAUUCUCUGUUGGCCCGUUUGAUAGACUUCUUCUUACAUUAUUCGAAAAAUAUACCGAACUACUAAAGAGGAGAUUUAGUGAUGAUUUCCAAGAGCUGCUUACUUUGUAUCAGAUCGUUCAAACAGAUGACUACAUGCCCAUGCCUAUCCGGAGUGACGAGGAGUAUGACAAGGUCCUGAAUGUCAGCUGGUAUACCCCUGAGAAACCUCGAGAAGAACAAACAUAUCCUUGUGUUCUCCCGUUCUCACAGAUGUAUCCUUUGUGCUGCAUCGAUAUCAGAAACCUUCUAAACCAGUUCUACUAUUUCUCAGGGGACAACUUUAAUCAUCCAGCCGUUAUAGAUGAAACCGUUCGAAGUUCUCUGGAUGAGCUUCUCUGCAACAAAGUAUGCGAAAUGCUCACGGAGCGGCUUGGUUCGCAAUACCUUGGCCAAAUAGUCCAAAUCCUCAUCAACCUGGAACACUUCGAAAUUGCAUGCCAGGAACUUGAAGUUCUUCUAGCAGCUGCCCGAUCAUCCAACUCCGGCGAGGGUCCUAUCGCCCUUAAUGCCACGGAGAAGUUCCGCAUGAACAAGAAGGCAGCUGAGAAACGGAUUUUUGAGGUCGUCAACUCGAAGAUCGACGACCUUAUCGAAACAGCUGAAUAUGACUGGAACGCGCCCAAGCUACAGAUGGAACCAAGCAAUUACAUGCAGACGCUGACCAGAUUCUUGUCGAACAUCAUGAACUCUACUCUUCUUGGCCUGCCAACGGAGAUCAAGGAGCUUAUCUAUUUUGAUGCCCUCAGCCAUGUCGCUAAUAGGGUUAUAGUAUGUGGUCUUUUGUUUCCAACUCGACGCAGGUUGUACUUGUCUAACACUUCAAUCACCCAGGCCCUCCCACUUGAUCCUGAGGUUAAAAUAAUCAAUCCUAACGGGGUUGCUGCAUUAGCCCGAGAUGCAGACUACCUGUCGAAAUUCGUGGAUAGUUUGGAAGUCCCCAUCCUGCGAGAAAACCUUGAUGAAUUGCAACAAACUGUCCAAUUGAUGAUGGCCGAGAACACCGAUGAGUAUUACGAUAUUGCGGUGAGAAACAAGAAGUACGGACGCGUUGAUCCUAUGAACGGACCAGUCUUGCUUGAAAAGUAA